Messenger RNA from Achroia grisella, 3241 nucleotides. RefSeq lists its product as uncharacterized. Bases 533 to 2962 code for a protein of 809 amino acids. The transcript is spliced from 9 exons. Gene Ontology annotation, molecular function: serine-type endopeptidase activity. The record is from RefSeq and is a predicted model, not a curated record. NCBI's taxonomy places the organism in Eukaryota, Metazoa, Arthropoda, Insecta, Lepidoptera, Pyralidae. Gene Ontology annotation, biological process: proteolysis.
UCGGACACUCGUGUUCUAUAAAUUCAAUAAUAACAUUAAAAAUCGCCAUCGCCCUGUUAUAAAUAUACAACGGGUUAUUCAAGUGCUUAAUUUGCAUACUUAAAUCUGAUACAUAGACAGUUUUAAGCAUAAAAAACUUAUAAACAGUAGUUGGUAUGACUACAUUUUGGGCGGGAUUUUAAAUAGAUUCUUUUUUUGUUUUUAUAUUUUUAAUUCUCAGUGCUUCUAUAUUUAAAUUAGGAACGUGAUAGCCACGAUUUUGUUACAUUCAAAGAGAACAUAUUUGUUUUUAUUUCUUUUUAUAUCUACUCUGUGUUUAAAACUAUUUUUUUUAAGAAUAGUAAAGUAUUAGUGUUUGUUUUAAGAAUUUUCUUUUUAAAUGGUUAUAACAGUUUGGUUAUAAAACUUUAAAGUGUUUGUGAUUGUAAUACUACGAUUGUGUUUUUUUCCGAGACAAGAGACAAUGGAAUAAAAACGGCAGGUAAUUGCCAGUCAUCAUUUUUUCAACAUCGAAGGCGAUUAUGGUAUCAAGAUGGUGGAUAAAACAAUAUAUUUGUUGUUUGUUUUUACAAUAACGACGCGGGUACAAGCACAGUUUUAUGACAUAUUCUCAGAACUUCGACCACAGUUUUACUACCAAACCAGUAGAUCGACAACUAAUCCCAUACAAGAGGAACGUACAACAAAAAGUCCAAAAUAUGCAUACAAUCAUCGAAAUGAUAACAGUAACACUACCACACAGGAGAAAAGAGGACAAAACACGAAACCAUCAGCUGUUGCAAGCAACGCUGACACACAUAGAGAUAGGCAAGUAACCAGAGAUAAACCUAAAAGAAGGAUAGUAACAGCAGUUCCAGUAUUUAAUUUCAACUUCGUAACAACUUCCAAACCUGCGAAACGUACAACUAAAGCUACAACUAAAAUGGUUAGCACGACUGUAGCAAAUGUACGAGAAGAUUAUAGAAUGGGAAAUGUGGGGAGCGGUAAUCCAAGUGUUGGUAGUAGAACACGAUGGCAGGAUAACGCUGAUAAUUUCAUUGCCGAUCAAUACACGCCAAGUCCUAAUUUUGAUACUACCAAUUACUAUAAUCGGUACACGACUUAUAAUCCACUAUACAAUGUUCCUGGAGUUAGACCUGCAUUGGUUGAUUCUUAUGGGCCUCCAAUAACGAAUAAACCUGCAACUAAAAGACCUUUAGCAGUAUUUCCGAGGCCUACGGAUGGUAGUGUUAUACGGUUUCCAGAGGGUCCUGAUACAAGUCCUCCUAUGCUGACUGGACCUGAUGAGGAUUCUAUGAGCAACGUUGAGAAGAGAAGAUACAUUGAAGUCUCUGAAAGAAUGUGUGACAAAUACAAAUCGAGGAGUGUGACAAAUUUGCAAGCGAUUCCACUGCUGCCGUCUCCAGACCCUGUCCAGUUUAAUGUGACCCAGUGCGCUCCUCCAGUGCCACUUGUGGUUGGAGGGAAGGCAGUGAGCAUACGGGAGUUCCCACAUAUGGUUUUGCUAGGAUGGACGAAGACCGUUGGUGGUGGAUACUCCUGGAAGUGUGGUGGUUCUCUGCUCAGCGACAAGUUCGUUCUAACGGCUGGCCACUGCGCUUAUCAGAAUAAAGACAACAGUGUGGUCACGGGAGGACCAAGAGUGGUACAAAUGGGCUCCACAUAUCUGGACGAUACCGGUGCUCUGGUGGUCAAAGUGGCAGCGGUGUAUCGACAUCCGAAGUAUACUCAGGCUCAAUCGUACUACGACACAGCGCUGCUCAAACUGGCCAGGACUGUCACAUUCUCCGAGGUCAUUCAGCCAGCCUGUUUGGGAGUACCGCCUGCAGUUGGAGAACAUGUAGUGGCUACCGGAUGGGGUCGCACGGAAUAUGGGGGCGACCAGUCUUUGGAAUUGCGAGGCGUUUCAAUUCCUAUAUGGGAUAUGGAAGACUGCAGACGGAUCCUGGGCGUCACCAGGAAACUGCCUCAAGGUCCAUUAUCGGAGAGCCAGAUCUGUGCUGGCGAGAGGAAGGGCGGGAAGGACACUUGUCAGGGCGACUCCGGAGGACCAGCCCAGAUCAAAGAUGGCUGCGUUUGGAGAGUGGUUGCUGUGACCUCAGUUGGGAGAUCAUGCGGAGCUGCCAAUACGCCAGCCUUAUACGCCAGGGUCCACAGAGCAUUCAUCGCUGCUGUAGUAUUUGGUGAACUAGCCACGACACAGCAAAAUGACGAAAAAAUAAACAACUAUGAUAGAAAUCAUCAAGACAAUGAUAAUAAAAGAUAUGACAAUUAUGAUAAUAAUAAUUAUGACAGAAAUAAAGAACAGAAUAGUUAUAAUAACAAUAAAUAUAAUAAUUAUGAAGGUGCAAGUCAGAGUAAUUAUGAUAAUAAUGCGCAACAAAAUAAUUAUGAUAGAAAUAAACAACAGAAUAAUAAUGGCUACAACAGGUAUAAUAAUUAUGAAACUACUAGUCAGAGUUAUUACAAUAAUAAUAGACAACAAAAUAAUUACGAUAGAAAUAAACAACAGAAUAAUAAUGAAAACAACAGAUAUAAUAAUUAUGAAAGUUCAAGUCAAAGUUAUUACGAUAAUAAUAGGCAACAAAAUAAUUAUAAUGUAAAUAAUGAAAAUUAUGACAAUUAUGGAAGCAAUAAUAGAAAUUCUAAUAAUAAUAGAGAUCAAAGUACGAGUUACGAUAGAAAUAAUCGACAGAAUUAUAAUAGUAAUGCUAAUUCAAAUUAUGAACCAAAUUACGAGAAUAGUGACGAUUCAUACGGUCAAAAUAGUUAUAGGGUAAAUGAUUUUAGUCGUCCAACAACGAAUAGUUAUAGAUAUGAUACUUAUGGUAAUGCUAAUUCUGAUUCUAGGGAUAAUAAUCAUAGGUCAGAUUAUAAUAACAGACAAAGAGAACAAUAUAGAGUUAGUGAUGAUAGUCCCAAUAAUGAGGAUAUUAUUUAUUGGCCUGAUUCUAAGAAGUAAAAUAAAGCUCAUGAUACUUAGAAAUUAGGCUUUGGAGUUAAUAUUGUGUAAAUAUGAAAUAAAUAAACAAAUAAAUUUAAUAAUAAUAAAUUUUAAUUAGAGAACCGAGAAUUUGCCUGUUUAAUGAAUUAAUAAUAGAACAUAAUUUGGCGUACGUUACUUAGAAAAUAAGUCUACAAUAUUGUACAAAUUUCACGAAAUUUUUUAUGUAGAGGGCCAUCUAUUAAUCACGUUUUUUUAGAGUAUUUAACACCAUCCUCCUUUAUUGAUACGUCGUGA